ACGCUCCUUGCCAGCAAAGCCGCUUUGUUGGCACUCUCUUGGGCGCCCGUAAAAAAAAAUCUUCCAAAAAUCCCACUCGGAGUUUUGUUUAAAUUAUUUAGGCCGCAACGAAAGAAAAAUACCAAAUUUGGUUGGAGAUAUAGAUUCUUGUCAGUCAUACGAGAUUUUCAUUCAUUCGUUCGAGGUCCCACGGAUGCCCGGUUCGAUCCCCUCGAACUUCGUUCUUACACAGAUUUACAUUGGGUUUUCAACUUCAUCUGACCGACGUAGGUGGUGAUAGAUGGAGCACUGAUGAGGUAAAAUUAGGCGAUGCAGGGUUCGGAAACUUCCUUUCAACUGUGCAACCGCGAGGUUUUAGCAGAAUUCACCGGAGAUUGAGGCCUUGCCGACUUCCAGCCACGGUGGCGCACUGAUUUAGCGAUUCCUAAGUGGUAGGGGCCGUGUGAUUACAGGUAGAACUUGGGAUUCGAAUGGACAAAACUGUAGAAAGCUUUGGCAAAAAAUUCAGUACGCUUUGAUGUUGGCAGGGUUAUAGGAAAAUAACUGCAAUUCUUACUUUGUUGUAAGUAUAGAAUUGUAGAGUGUUCGAAAACAAAACUGAUGUGGAAUCUAUGAAAACACGAUGAGAGCACUGCGUCAUGGUAGAUGGGAACUGUGGAAGCCAAAUUGCAUUGCAUAGUUGAUAAGUUUCGAUCAUGGAUUCCUCGUAGAACAGAGACAUCCGAUACAUCAAGGGUUUUCUGGAUGCCCGAUCAAAGCUGCAGGGUCUGCUAUGAGUGUGACUUGCCAUUUACUAUAUUCAAUAGAAGACACCAUUGUCGGGUAUGUGGUAGGGUUUUCUGUGGAAGGUGCACGGUGAUCACAAUCCCUGCAGCUUUUGCAGAGGGCCGAAAUUAUCAACAGGAAGACAGGGAGCGCAUAAGGGUUUGCAUAUUUUGUUACAAGCAAUGGGAACUGGAAACUAUACCUGCAAAGUGUAAUAGCUUGGAAUUACUGUCUCCAGGGAUCAGCCCUUCGCUCUCCUAUUCAAGCUUGGCUAGUAGUGAAUUCUCUGGUAAUAGUAAUAGUACUAAUAGUAGCAGCAUCAGAUCCAUUAUGCCCCACUCAGCUGUUCCUUAUCACCAUAUCACUUACAGCUCUCGUCUCAAUCUGGUAGAAACUAAUGGAUUGGAUCAGGGAAGAAAUAGUGAUAAUACCGAUUUGGUUUCCACUCUGGAAAGUGAAGGACCUACUUCCAGUGCUUUUGGAAUUCCCACUAACAGGAGUGAGGAUGAGGAUAACGAAUAUACUAAACUGUUUGAGGAUCCCGAGUGGCGCAUUUUGAGGAAGGUAGAAGAAAAUUAUCAGGGUUGUUCUUUAAAUUGUCCCUCUGUAUACAGUUUUAAUAAAGCCAAUUCUUUAGAUCUGAGUUUUAAAAUUUCAAUGGACCAAGAUUUCUUGAGCAAAACUCAAACAUCUGGCGAGCAGUUUAUUGAGGAAAAGAUGCCUGGUUCAUCUCAAAUUGGGGCCCCGGGAACAGAGAAUCAAUUUUCAGUUACGCAAGAAAGGUCUGGAGAAGAAUCAGAGAGCACAGACAAUGGUGAUGAAUGCAAUGAUGAAUCACCUAUGUUUGAGUCAACAAGUCCUGAGUCAGAACAGCCAAUGGAUAUUGAGAACAACGGGAUUCUAUGGAUUCCUCCAGAGCCAGAAGAUGAAGAGGAUGAGAAAGAGACUAGUGUAUUUGAUGAUGAUGAUGAUGAUGGAUGUGGUUGGGCUUUGCCCCACUCCACAGGCAGCUUUUCUGACAGUGAAUACAAGAGCAAGGAUAGGGUAAGUGAGGAGCAUAGGAAGGCUAUGAGAGCGGUCUUGGAUGGACACUUUAGGGCUCUUGUAGCACAGCUUCUUAAAGCAGAAAAUGUUCCUGUAGGUGAAGAGAACAACAAGGAGAGCUGGUUGGAAAUAGUUAUCUCAUUGUCAUGGCAAGCAGCAAGUCUCGUAAAGCCAGAUACUAGUAAGGGAGGAGGAGGAAUGGAUCCAGGGGGAUAUGUGAAGGUUAAGUGCCUUGCCUGCGGUCAUCCAUAUCAAAGUGAAGUGAUUAAGGGAGUUGUAUGCAAGAAAAAUAUUGCAAAUAGGCGGAUGACCAAAAGUUACAAGAACCCCCGGUUGCUAAUUUUGGGAGGUGCUCUUGAAUAUCAGCGGGUUUCAAAUGUUCUGUCAUCACUUGAUACCUUGAUUCAACAGGAAAAAGAACAUCUCAAGAUGACUGUAGCAAAGGUAGAAGCUCAUCAUCCUAACGUGCUGCUGGUUGAGAAAUCUGUGUCUCGUCCAGCACAAGACUAUCUGUUGGCAAAAGAAAUAUCUUUGGUGUUGAAUAUUAAAAGGCCUCUUCUGGAGCGUAUAGCUCGGUGCACUGGUGCACAGAUUGUUCCCUCAGUUGAUAAUCUCACUGCAGCAAAAGUGGGUCACUGUGAGUCCUUCCACGUGGACAAAUUUGUGGAGGAGCAUGACAGUGCUGGACAAACAGGAAGAAACCCGCCAAAAACCUUGAUGUUCUUUGAAGGCUGUCCGAAGCCACUUGGUUGCACGGUAUUGCUUAAGGGUUCAAACAGUGAUGAGUUGAAGAAGGUGAAACGUGUUGUUCAAUUUGCUGUAUUUGCAGCCUAUCAUUUAGCUGUAGAGACCUCUUUCCUUGCAGAUGAAGGUGCCACUCUUCCUGAACUUUCCCUCAAGUCUCCAAUAACUGUUGCUCUACCAGACAAGAUAUCAAAUUUUGAUAGGUCCAUUUCUACUAUACCUGGAUUUAUGAUUCCUACUUCAGUACAGAUGAACAAAGCAGAUAUGCAAUUUCCUCCAAAAGGAGUUUUGACUGAAAACAGUGUGGUGCAACAAAAAGAUAUGUAUGCAAUUCCUGAAAACUUUUCGAGUUCACCUCCCUAUGGGAAUUUAAUAUCUGAGUUGUCUUCUUCGAUAAAGAAAACUUUUGAAGAAGCAGUUCCCUUUUCAAGUUCAAAGUCACAUGAAGGAGUCACUACUUAUUUUAAUUCUGCAGAUCAAAGGUCAAAUAGUUCUAUAAUAGAUAGCAGCUUAGUUACAUGUACUCCUGGAUCUGUUGGGCAUCAGUUUCCUGUGGAGGAAAAUUCUCAUGAACUGCAAUUGGAGAACCAGGAGAAUAUGGAAAAUCAACCGAAGGCCACAUUAUUUAUGGAUCAUAAAAUAACAGGGCAUGAUAACCACAAUAACAUGCAUUCUGAGGGACAACGGCCCUCUAAAGAAGAUUUCCCACCUCCUGAUCAACAAAGUAUAUUGGUUUCCUUAUCAACUCGUUGUGUGUGGAAAGGAACAAUAUGUGAACGUGCUCAUCUGUUUCGUAUCAAAUACUAUGGAAGUUUUGACAAGCCUUUGGGAAGAUUCUUAAGGGAUGAUUUAUUUAAUCAGAAUUACAGAUGUAAUUCCUGUGAUGCCCCAACCGAGGCCCAUGUGCAUUGCUAUACUCAUCAGCAAGGAAGCCUUACAAUAGCCGUCAAACGUCUUGAUGUGACUAUCUUACCAGGUGAAAGAGAAGGGAAAAUAUGGAUGUGGCACCUUUGUGUAAAAUGUGCACGCAAAACUAGAAAACCACUUCCAACACGAAGAGUGGUCAUGUCGGAUGCUGCAUGUGCAUUAUCCUUUGGAAAAUUUCUGGAGCUUAGUUUCUCCAAUCAUGCUGCAGCAAGUGGGGCUGCCAACUGUGGCCAUUCUUUACAUAGGGACUGCCUACGUUUCUAUGGGUUUGGAAGAAUGGUUGCAUGUUUUCGUUAUGCUCCUAUACAUGUUUAUUCUGUGCAUUUGCCACCUCCAAAGCUGGAGUUUAAUGACCCAAACCAACAAGAGUGGCUGAGAAACGAAGUAUCAGAUGUUGAAGAUAAGGCUGAAUUGCUUUUUGCUGAAGUAUUUGAUUCACUACGACAGAUUGGAGAGAAAAUUGCAAGCUCUGGAUCUUUCUAUGCAGGAACCAAGGUUCCAGAAUCAAGGAGAAAAAUUGUAGAGUUUGAAGGGAUCUUGCAGAAAGAGAAAACUUAUCUUGAGGACAUGAUACAGAAGUCAAUAGCAAAAGACCAUAAACCAGGGCAGCCCAUUGCUGAUAUUUUGGAGUUGAAUCGUGUGAGGUUCAGGCUUAAUUGUCAAUCACGUGAGUGGAAAAAUCGCCUCCAGUUCUUAGCUUCUUUUCUUAAGAGGCUUCCUGGUAGUUCAACUUCUACCAUACCAGAAGAAUUAAAUCUGUUUGUGCAAAAGGAGAAAAACAAAGAUGACAAGGUUGACAAUUUGAGUGUAUGUGAAAAGACUUUACAGAGGAACAGAAUAGAAAAGUAUGACGGAGAUGCUUGUAAAAUUGUAGUGCCAGAAGCUGAGGGCAAUGGCUGCAUAUCAGGGGAAAAUGCUGAGGACAAUUCUGGUAUUUCUGAAAAGUUGAAGUCUGGGGACACUUUUAUUAUCAAGACACAAGGUAUUACCCAUUCUUCAAGCAUAGAAGAUAACUUUCAGCAUCAUUUUUUGAAUGACAGUUUCAUGUGCACUGAGAACACUGAUAAUGGAUUAGGUGCAGUUGAUAAAAUGAACAAGUCUAUGGAAACUGACAAGCUGACGUUAGUGCAACAUGAUGAAACUAAUAUAAAUGUCUCCUUUAAUGAUUCAAGCACAGUUAAGCAAUCUUUGACAUAUCGUCCACUUAGCACAGAUUGUAACGGAAAUGGCAUUUCCGGAUUAUUCCAAGAAAAUAAACUCACAGACGCAGUUGAUGGUGGGGACAGAAAAGAUUGUUUUGUAGGGGAUUUUGAAUUUAACAAAACACUGUCUGAAGGAAAUGUUCGAAAAUCUGUAAAUCUCUCUGAUACAUUAGAUAUAGCAUGGACUGGUGAGGGUCAGUCAAUUGAAGCUCCGGUUGUGAAAAUAACAUAUCAGGGGCAGGAGGUUGGUCCUGGCCCAGCUAUUGAAAAUGCUUGUGCUGACACUGAAUCUGCUUUUAGAAAUGAGCAUGAUCCUUUGCAAGGUGAAAAAAAUCUCUCUCCAACUGCAGUGAAAGCAGACAGUAUGGAUUGUAUUGCAAAUGUACAAGAUAAAAGUGAACAAGAACGAUUACUAGUUAGUGCACCUACCUCACCAGUGAAAUCUGACAUUUCGGAGGACUUUGGUAGUUGGAUUGGAGCUUCCUUUUCUGAUUUGUACAAGAUCUACAGUAAGAGUUUUCAGGGAUCUCUAUCUGGGUUUACUCCCCGUUUUGAUUCCCUUGAUAACCAUAUUCCAUCUUUUGUAUCAUCAGUCAGUCAACUUGGUGAUCAAGGAGGAGCAAGGUUAUCCCUUGUUCCUGGUGUUGAUGAUAUAAUUAUUGUUAUUUAUGAUGAUGAGCCUACAAGCAUAAUAGCUUAUGCCCUCACCUCUCAUGAUUAUCACGCCCACAUAUCUGAUACAAAUAAGCAAAAGGAAAAAGAAAGGGAGAAAGAAAAGGAAAUUGGUGAUUCAUCUGGUAUAGAUGCAGCUCAUUUCUAUUACCUUCAGGCAUCUGAAGGAUCUGAGCUAUCUGAAGUCAUUCAUAGAGAAAAAAGCUAUGGAUCUGAUGACAGCUUUACUUCUGGAAGCAAAGGGGCUGUAAUUUCAGAUUCCUUUCUUUUUGAUAAGGCCAUGCAUGUAAAAGUUUCUUUUGAUGAUGAAAGCUUUGGUUGGAAGGUUAAAUACAUGGUAACUUGUUAUUAUGCAGUGCAGUUUGAAGUACUCAGGAAAAAAUGUUGCCCAACAGAGUUGGACUUCAUUCGUUCCCUCUGCCGCUGCAGAAAAUGGGGAGCAAAAGGUGGAAAGAGCAAUGUGUUUUUUGCAAAAACUAUGGAUGAUAGAUUCAUUGUCAAGCAGGUUACCAAGACAGAAUUGGAAUCUUUUAUGAAGUUUGCACCUGAAUAUUUUAAAUAUCUUUCAGACUCUCUUAGUACAGGGAGCCCAACCUGUCUUGCAAAGAUUCUCGGUAUUUAUCAGGUUACUACAAAGCAUGCAAAAGGUGGAAGGGAGGUCAAGAUGGAUUUGAUGUUAAUGGAGAACCUUUUGUAUGGGAGGAAUGUGACUCGUUUAUAUGACCUUAAGGGAUCUGUUCGGUCACGCUACAAUCCAGAUUCAACAGGAAGUAACAAGGUUCUUCUAGAUCAGAAUCUUUUAGAAGCUAUGCCGACUUCACCAAUUUUUGUUGGGAACAAGGCCAAACGCUUGUUGGAGAGAGCUGUCUGGAACGAUACUGCAUUUCUGGCUUUGAUUGAUGUAAUGGAUUAUUCAUUGCUGGUUGGAGUUGAUGAAGAGCGCUGUGAAUUGGUUUUGGGCAUUAUUGAUUUUUUGAGGCAAUAUACCUGGGAUAAGCAUCUUGAAACGUGGGUGAAAGCCUCAGGUAUUCUUGGUGGUCCGAAAAAUACACCACCAACUGUCAUUUCUCCAAAACAGUACAAGAAGCGUUUUCGAAAAGCAAUGUCUACAUACUUUCUAAUGGUUCCUGAUCAAUGGACUCCACCCACUGUAGACUCUAGCAUUUCUCUUUCUGAUAUCUGUGAGGAUGUUGCUCCAACCCUUGUACAAGGAGAUCUAUCUUAGUUUCUAAAUUUCAAGGCAUAUUGCCUUAUUCCAGAAUGCUGGCUUUAUUGUCUUUGUCCAUUCUUUAUGCUCAAUGUAUUUUAAAAAUGUGAGGUCUUCUUUGGACUAUUAUGUUGAUUAAGUUUAGCUUUUAAUAGUCCAUGUAUUCUUACGCCUUGUUUGUCAAUAAGAACUUCCAGUCAUUCCAUAUUGUGAAUCUCUCAAAACUUGUGCUUGAAUUGGAUGACAUAGCAUAUGGUAAUGAGAAGGCUGUGUUAUCUGAUGCCUAAGUUGUUUAAGAUGAAACAGUGUUCCUUUAUCAUAUCAGCUGAUUUCAGAUCCAUCCAUAUGUAUGGUCUGAAGCUGUGUAACAUAUUUGUUAGAGAUAUUGAUAUUCUUUAAUUUUAUUUGUGAUUUAUCCUUGAAGUUUU
This is a messenger RNA of Cryptomeria japonica (Japanese cedar), 6989 nucleotides long. Its product is annotated as 1-phosphatidylinositol-3-phosphate 5-kinase FAB1B. NCBI's taxonomy places the organism in Eukaryota, Viridiplantae, Streptophyta, Pinopsida, Cupressales, Cupressaceae. Gene Ontology annotation, biological process: phosphatidylinositol phosphate biosynthetic process. The coding region runs from base 646 to 6579 and encodes 1977 amino acids. The record is from RefSeq and is a predicted model, not a curated record. The transcript is spliced from 13 exons. Gene Ontology annotation, cellular component: endosome membrane. Gene Ontology annotation, molecular function: metal ion binding; 1-phosphatidylinositol-3-phosphate 5-kinase activity; ATP binding.